Molecule: messenger RNA, 1329 nt
Organism: Synchiropus splendidus (mandarinfish)
Lineage: Eukaryota; Metazoa; Chordata; Actinopteri; Syngnathiformes; Callionymidae
Product: mucin-2-like
Exons: 3
Coding region: 1-1329 (442 amino acids)
Source: RefSeq, a predicted model, not a curated record
AUGAGACUGCAGAAAAUGUUGCUGAGACUCCAGAGAUACAGUCUGAAGGUCACCUACAGGCCAGGAAAGGAGCUGCACAUUGCUGACACCCUGAGCAGAGCGUUUCUCAAUGAGCAAAAGGAGGAUUUGCUGGAGAAGGAGCUAGAGGUGAGCACCACCACAAAAACAGUUGAUCAAACAACAGAUUUCACCAUAUCAGUUGCUCCAACAACACAUUUACCAACAACAACUGGGUCUAAAACAGUGCACGCGUCAACUAACAUAGCUCAUAGCACAGUGGCUUCUCCUACAACAACGGCAGCUUCGAAAUCAGCCUUUCCGACAACAGUUGCUCCCACAACAAAGGUUAGAUCAACAACAACGCAUGCACCAACAACAGUUAGGUCUACUACAAUCCAACAGUCAACCAGAGAUCUCAGCACAGUGGCUUCUGCUACAGAAACAGUUGCUCUAACAACAGAUAUUGCAACAACUGUUGCCCCAACAACAACACAUGUACCAACAACAGCAAGGUCAACUUCAGUCCAUCCUACAACCAGAGAUCUCAGCACAGUGACUUCUGCAACAGAAACAGAAGCUCCAACGGCUUUUCAAACAUUUGCAACAACGACAGAGCCAAGAUCAACUGUUGUUCCAACCACGGUAAUCUAUCUUGCAACUAGCAAUGGUCUGAGCACAGUUGUCCCUCUGACAGAAACAGUUGAUCAAACAACAGAUUUCACAACAACAGUUGCUCCCACAAGACAUUUACCAACGACAACUGGGUCUAAAACAGUGCACGCGUCAACUAACAUAGAUCACAGCACAGUGGCUUCUCCUACAACAUCGGCAGCUCCACUAACAGCUUUUCCGAAAACAGUUGCUCCCACAACAAAGGUCAGAUCAACAAAAACGCAUGCACCAACAACACCAAUCCUACUGACAACCAGAGAUCUCAGCACAGUGGCUUCUGCCACAGAAGCAGUUGCUCUAACAACAGAUAUUGCAACAACUGUUGCCCCAACAACAACACAUGAACCAACAACAGCAAGGUCUACGACAGUCCAUCCUGCAACCAGUGAUCUCAGCACAGUGGCUUCUGCAACAGAAACAGAAGCUCCCACAACAGCUUUUCAAACAUUUGCAACAACAGCAGAUUGCUCCAACAACAACACAUGUACCAACAACAGCAAGGUCAACUUCAGUCCAUCCUACAACCAGAGAUCUCAGCACAGUGACUUCUGCAACAGAAACAGAAGCUCCAACGGCUUUUCAAACAUUUGCAACAACGACAGAGCCAAGCACAACUGUUGUUCCAACCACGGUAAUCUAUCCUGCAACGACCAAUGA